AUAUCACGUGACAUGUGAGUGACGUCACAGCCGUCAUUCUCUUGUUCUGAUUCUCUCCUGUAGUGUUUGUAUCUCCACCAUGGCGGUUGGUAAAAAUAAGGGACUGUCGAAAGGAGGAAAGAAGGGUGUUAAGAAGAAGAUUGUGGAUCCGUUCACAAGGAAGGACUGGUAUGAUGUGAAGGCUCCGUCGACCUUCACCAAGCGUCAGAUUGGCAAGACGCUGGUCAACAGAACGCAGGGCACGAAAAUCGCGUCCGAAGGUCUGAAGGGCCGCGUUUUUGAGGUCUCGCUUGCUGACCUGCAGGACGACAAGGAUGCCGAAAGGUCUUUCAGGAAGUUCAAGCUGAUCGCUGAAGACGUUCAGGGCCGCAAUGUCCUGUGCAACUUCAACGGCAUGGACCUCACCACGGACAGGCUGAGGAGCAUGGUCAAGAAGUGGCAGACCCUCAUUGAGGCCAACGUUGACGUCAAGACCACCGACGGCUAUCUUCUUAGGGUUUUCUGCAUCGGGUUCACUCAGAAGGACCAAAUGUCUCAGAGGAAGACCUGCUAUGCUCAGCACACUCAGGUGCGCGCCAUACGUAAGAAGAUGGUUGAGCUGAUUACGUCGAAUGUGGUUUCUUCUGACCUGAAGGAAGUUGUCAACAAGUUGCUUCCCGACUCGAUGGCCAAGGACAUCGAAAAGGCGUGCCAGGGAAUUUACCCUCUGCAUGACGUUUAUAUUAGAAAGGUCAAAGUGUUGAAGAAGCCCAGGUUCGACCUGAGCAAGCUGCUUGAGAUGCAUGGUGACGCCAAGGGAGAGAGUUCAGAGCCAGGUUCCAAGGCUGACCGACCCGAGGGAUACGAGCCUCCAGUUCAGGAGUCUGUCUAAUCAAUAAAAACAUUCUUUAAAAC
Molecule: messenger RNA, 894 nt
Organism: Cloeon dipterum
Lineage: Eukaryota; Metazoa; Arthropoda; Insecta; Ephemeroptera; Baetidae
Gene: RpS3A
Product: ribosomal protein S3A
Exons: 5
Coding region: 80-871 (263 amino acids)
Biological process (GO): translation
Cellular component (GO): cytosol; ribosome
Molecular function (GO): structural constituent of ribosome
Source: RefSeq, a predicted model, not a curated record